UUAUCCCCACUCCUAACAAAAUAUUACUGUACCCACAUGACCAACUUUGAUGCGCGUAAAAUCCAACAGCACUAAAGUGGGACGCGACGUCACGACUCAUUCGAUUGUGGGUUAAAACCCGUUGUUCUGUGCAUUAGACCUCAGUGGCUCAGUGGGAGGUGCGAGUUUUCACUGCUCAUUACUCAGUAGUGCUUCACACGCGUGCAACUCUAGUGCUGUAUUACUGAUUUCGUGAUGAAGGUCUGUACACGACGUUAUCACAGCGUUUAAUCGUUCCACUGAUAAAUGAUAAUAUUAAUGUUUUAAAUAUUUAUUGCUGGUCUUUACUCUUUAAUGUCGAACAAGAUAUAUCAAGACUCAAAAGUGUAUUCAACAGUCAACAGCGAUUUCGACAUUUCAAGUAAACAUGAAUGAAUCAAACAGUAUCAAAAAAGUAGAAAACAAAGAGAUAUCAGAAAUUUACAAAAUAUUUGAACAAAUAUAUAUGAAAGCACCUCCUAUUUUAAAGGAUUUAUCGGACAAUUCUGUAGAUAUUGAUUUUAUAGAAUCCAUACAUGAACAAAUUGAUUUUAAGAAAAUUGAUUCAAAAUUUAAAAAUGGAGAAUACUACUCCAUUACUGAUGUAAUGAAAGAUGUGAGGGAAGUAUUCUUAAACUGCUAUUCAUUUUAUGGUACUAGAAAUCAUCAUACUAAAAAAUCAUUAGAACUUGAAGAAUUUUUAGAAGAAAAAAUCAGCCACCUUGAUGACGAUUAUAAAUUAAUGGCUGAUGUUAAUCUUACAUUUAAUUUACUAAAUAUGGAAGGAAAAGCUAGCUCUAAAUUGAGAUACCCAAAAGAUUGUUAUGAUUCAGUAUUAUUAAGAAGUGUUGCACAUUGUCGUCCUGGACGAUUAAAAAAGUAUCAUGAAAUACUUUCUACCACUCUAACUACUGAUGAAGAUAAUGCACAUAUUUUAGAAAAAGUGUUAAGUUGGGAAAAUGAAGUUUAUUUUAAUGAUAUAUUUCAUCGAUAUAUCAAUUCAAUGUGGGAGCUACCAGAAAUAGGUAAUUUUGUGGCUAUAUUAUUUAAAAAACUGGAUAUUGAUAUUAUUAACCAAGGAGAAAUUGAAAGAAUGUUUUUAAUGCCUAAACAAUCUACAACUAUGGGUAAAAUCAUGACCACCCUUUUGAUGCCAGUAAAAAAAACAAAAUUUAUUGGUCAAGUCAUGCCAUAUGAUAUUUGGUCUGCAAAACUUUCAAGAAAAGUAUCAGAUUGGUGUAAAGUAUACCACACAAAAAAACAAAAUAAAGUCAUUGUAAUGAAUUUACUGGGAAUUCAUCCAGAUUUUUGGGCUGUUGUGAGUGAAAAGAAUCCAUUAAUUGAAAAAGACUAUUGUGAACUCUCAUAUUUUGUGAGAGUUUGGCUUGUAAAAGCACUUUGUGAUUAUGUUACUAUUAAAUUUAAAACUAUUAAUGAUAUUAUGACCAAUUGUAAUGAAAGACAGUGUACAAUUUGGAAGAAUGAUUUGGAAACCGAGGAAUAUUUUUAUUUUGAUUCUAUGCCAGAUUUAAGGAUAUAUUAUUACAACAUUCCAUACGAUGAACCAAGUCUUGAAUUUCUCGAAUCAGUAAAAGCCGAUAAAGAAGAAGUAAAAGUUGAUGAUAAAGUUGAAAAUAAUCUACCAAUGAAUGGUGUUUCUGGGAGUUUUGGUUGGAUACAAAGUGAAAAACAUUUUAAGCUAAUUGCUGAUUCAGUAGAAGGACUUCGGACUUUUCUCUAUGAAUUGGAUAUGGAGGGAACAUCAGUUCCUGAAAAUUUAAUAAGUGCUCUUGAAAAUUUUAUUGAGAAAAUUGAACCCGAAGAAUAUAAUUUCAUUGUCUUAAACAAUGAUUCUAAAAUAAAAUUAUUUAAGGACUGUGAAUCAUAUGCAGAUAGAAUUCAAAAGGAUAAAGAAAAUAUGUCACUUUGGGAAGAGAAAAAUUCAAAGUCAAUAGCUCAAACUCAAAGCGAAGAAAUUAUUGUUGAGAAACGUCAAAGAAAGUUAAUUAUACAGCAAGAUUUUGAUACAGCUGAAUCUGAUGAAUAUGUUAGUGAAAAUGAUAAAUCAAUGUCUGAUUUUACUGAUUCUGAAGAUGAAUGGGGUGUUAUGAAUCGGCGUAAAAAUAUAGUCAAACAACCGCUGCAGACCCCUUCUAAACUUUUUGAACUAGAAAAGCAAUUAUCAGAAAAAGAGAAAAUGCUGAAAUACGAUAGUAGUAACCUGUUAGAUACUAAUCAGAAUGACGAGCCUAGUGGACAAAAUAAAACAUUGGUUGGUUCAAAAAAUAAUGAUGAUAUAUCUUUUUUAAAAGAUAAAGAUUUUAAGUCAAUAGCUCAAGUUCAGAACGAAGAAAUAAUUUUGCAAAAACGCACAAGAAAAUCGGUUGUUAGGCAAGAUUUUGAAGCUGAUAAGUAUUAUGAAUCUGAGGAAUAUUUUAGUGAAAAUGACAUUAAUUCCAUCUCUGAUUUUACUGAUUCCGAAGACGAAUGGGGUGCUUUGAACCAGACUAAAAAUAAAGGCAAACCAUUGCAGCGAACUUCUUCUAAACUUAUUGAACUAGAAAAGCAAUUAAGGGAAAAAGAUAAAAUUUCAAAAAACAAAACUAAAGUAUUUGGUACUAACAACAAACAUAAAUCUAUCAAACCGGUUGAAUUUCAAAAAAAUUCAACUGUGGUAAAAAGUAAUGAUAAUACUAAUACAUUUGUUAAUAGUCAUAACGAAAGAUUAGUUAAUACUAAUAAUAUAGAUAGUGAAAAGUGCGAAGAAGUUGUAUUAAUUGAUAGUGAUAAAGAAGAAAAUGAAAAAACAACUGAUGGUUUAAAACAAGUAGAUAUCAUAGAUCUAGAUGAAGAAGAUAUGCAAAACGAUUGUGAAAUUCUAAAUGAUAAUUUUGAAACAUCAAUCUCUACUUGUACUGAAAAUAACAUUCAAAAAACCAAUGAUCAAAAUAAUCAUAAAAAAAUAGAAGAUGAUGUUAUUUCAAUAGAAGAUGAUCAUAUUAUUAUUAGCGAUGAUGAAGAUGAUAUUCAAUUUGUUUCAAUGACUGUAAAACCCAAGAGUUCACCUUUGAAUAUUAAUAAACCUUGUAAUUUAAAAACUAAUUUAAACAAAUCACACAACUCUGUUUCUGCAAAUAGGCAAGUUAGGUCUACCAAUUAUACUAAAAGUCAAUCAACAUCUUCUAUCAUUCACAAUCUUUCACAAAAUGUUACUAUUAUGCCAGCAAAUGUUCAUGUGCCAAAAGGUAUUGAGGUCACUAUGGUUAAGACACCACAGAGAAGGAUAGACUCCCAUUUUAAUUCAAUCAAAAGAAGGUCAACCAUAUCAAAUAGACUUCUGCCAGAUAACCCAUCAACAAUAAAUGUAAAAUGUGAAGUUAUUUCAAAGCCAAAUUUAAAUGGGGAAGUCAAGUUUUAUAUUAGACUACCUAACGGAAAAGAACAACCGGGUCCAGAUGAGCUUAUCAAUCAAUACCUAAAACAGCACAAUAACCAAUUACCUGACUAUUGGUUAGUACCAUUAUCAGUAGAAGUUGCCAAACAAUACGGUAUUAAUAAUUAACUGAGCAAAAUAAAAUAAACUAUAUUUAUCAUACAUAAAAUCCUAAUUCUUUAUGAUCUCUAUACAUUUAUUUUAAGAAUCUUAGCUGUAUAAAUUAAAAUUAUGUACAU
This is a messenger RNA of Diuraphis noxia (Russian wheat aphid), 3690 nucleotides long. RefSeq lists its product as uncharacterized. NCBI's taxonomy places the organism in Eukaryota, Metazoa, Arthropoda, Insecta, Hemiptera, Aphididae. The record is from RefSeq and is a predicted model, not a curated record. Gene Ontology annotation, molecular function: protein binding.